This is a messenger RNA of Colletotrichum spaethianum, 555 nucleotides long. RefSeq lists its product as uncharacterized. The transcript is spliced from 2 exons. Lineage: Eukaryota; Fungi; Ascomycota; Sordariomycetes; Glomerellales; Glomerellaceae. The coding region runs from base 1 to 555 and encodes 184 amino acids. The record is from RefSeq and is a predicted model, not a curated record.
AUGAAGUUUACCAAGCAGCUUUCGGCUAUCAUCUUUGUCGCGGCACCAAUUGCCGCCCAAACUACGACGGAUGUUUACUCGGUGCUCCCAAUCGACUUGACGGCUUCGGUCACCCUUCCGGUCGAGACAGACGGCACUGACUCGGGGUGCCCGACCGUGACGGAGGUAGCAGAAAGAUGCGCUACCUGCCCGGUACCACAAUGCCUUACGGUGUUGACUUUGACGCAGUCCUGCGGCUGCCCUACCCCGGCGCCAACAGAGUACCUCUCACUGCAGUGCCGAGACGUGUGCGGUCGCAUCGGUUGCAGCACCAGCUACACCGUCAUCCCGGGAGAGGAGUCAUGCGACGGUAGUGGAAGUGGAACCGCCACGGUGACGGCCACAGAGGUGGCGUCUACCGACUCGACGACUGUGGCGGCGACACCUACUGAGACGACCGCGACGGGAACUGAUCCAUCGACAGGCGUGGGUUCCGGUGCUAUAACAUCAGAGGCUUCCAGUUCCGCGACGCCGAACGCGGCGGGGAGGUUGCGUGUGCCAUUCAAGUUUUGGUAG